AUGCUUGAUGAAUUAAUCACAGCAGUGAAAUUGUCUUUUGUUUGUUUUUUUCCUACAGAAAAAGAUGGCAAAGCCUUUCAUCCAACAUAUGAAGAAAAACUCAAACUUGUGGCACUGCACAAGCAGGUUCUGCUGGGACCUUACAACCCUGACACUUGCCCUGAAGUUGGAUUCUUUGAUGUGCUGGGGAAUGAUAGAAGGAAGGAAUGGGCUGCCCUUGGAAACAUGUCAAAGCAAAAAGCUAUGACAGAAUUUGUUAAGCUCCUGAAUAGGUGCUGUCACUUGUUUUCAACGUAUGUCACUUCCCACAAGAUAGAGAAAGAAGAACAAGAAAAGAAAAGAAGAGAAGAGGAAGAGCGAAGGCGGCGUGAAGAGGAAGAGAGUGAGCGUUUACAAAAAGAAGAAGAGAAACGUAGGCGAGAUGAAGAGGAAAGACUGAGAAGGGAAGAAGAAGAGAGGAGGAGAAUAGAGGAGGAACGACUUCGCAUGGAACAACAGAAGCAGCAGAUCAUGGCAGCGCUGAACUCCCAGACUGCCAUUCAGUUCCAGCAGUAUGCAGCCCAGCAGUAUCCGGGUAACUACGAACAGCAGCAGAUCCUAAUUCGUCAGCUCCAGGAACAGCAUUAUCAACAGUACAUGCAGCAGUUGUAUCAAGUCCAGCUUGCACAGCAACAGGCAGCCUUACAAAAGCAGCAGGAGGCAGUUGUGGCAGCGACAGGGACACCCCUGACUACUGCAUCAAAGGCAAAUGCACCUGCCCCAGGGGACACCCCAUCUAUUAACGGGCAGGCCAGUACACAUGCAGACAGCCCUGAAAAAGAGCUGGAUCCAGAGGUUUUGGAAGAAGCACUGGAGAAUGGACCAAAAGAUUCUGUUCCAGUGAUAGCUGCCCCAUCGAUGUGGACACGACCCCAGAUAAGAGACUUCAAGGAGAAAAUCCGGCAGGAUGCAGACUCUGUGAUCACAGUGGGCCGAGGAGAAGUUGUUACAGUUAGAGUACCAACUCAUGAGGAGGGCUCUUACCUCUUCUGGGAGUUUGCUACAGACAAUUAUGACAUUGGUUUUGGGGUGUGUUUUGAAUGGACAGACUCCCCUAAUACUGCAGUCAGUGUGCAUGUCAGCGAAUCCAGUGAUGAUGAGGAUGAGGAAGAUGAAAAUACUAGCAGUGAAGAAAAAGCCAAAAAGAAUGCCAACAAGCCUCAGCUCGAUGAAAUAGUGCCUGUGUACAGACGAGACUGUCACGAAGAAGUGUAUGCUGGCAGCCACCAGUACCCAGGGAGAGGAGUUUAUCUUCUUAAAUUUGACAACUCCUACUCUCUAUGGAGGUCAAAAACAGUUUACUACAGAGUUUAUUAUACUAGAUAAAGGUGUGGCUGUGUCUGAGGCUGGGCUGUGCAGAGGAUGUCAUUUUAUUUGGAAUUUUCUUCAAGCAUAAUGGAUCCUUUUGAGUCUGUGUUUUAUCCUGUCUGUAUCUGUAUGGUUUGUGUGAACUUCUAACAAGUAGACACUGGGAUCUUCCUGCUCCAUGACACUAAUGCAUAUUGCAUUGGGCUUAACAGAGGAUCUCCCUAGCUCUUUUGGGUAUUGGAGUUAACCAAUGGAAGUCAUUGGCUCCAGUGCUAAGGUCACAUCAGCUGCAUUUGUUAAAGCCUCAUGAAAAAGGGGGAGGGAGUUGCUGGCUCACUCGCUGGGUGAUCUGAUGUUUCCAGGUCUGGAUGCUUUGAAUAACUUGUUAACAGUUCAUUUAAAGGUCCCAUCAAUAACUGGUAGAUUUGGAUGCAGUUUGCUGUGUAGCAAGUUUCUCUUAACUGUAAUGGAAUGUCAGAUUUUUUACACCAUUAAAACUUGAAACUUUUAAGUU
Nestor notabilis (Kea) is the source of this 1861-nucleotide messenger RNA. It is a transcript of the gene ACBD3, whose product is annotated as acyl-CoA binding domain containing 3. The transcript is spliced from 7 exons. Gene Ontology annotation, molecular function: fatty-acyl-CoA binding. The record is from RefSeq and is a predicted model, not a curated record. Bases 1 to 1365 code for a protein of 454 amino acids. Lineage: Eukaryota; Metazoa; Chordata; Aves; Psittaciformes; Psittacidae. Gene Ontology annotation, cellular component: Golgi membrane.